Messenger RNA from Nannospalax galili (Upper Galilee mountains blind mole rat), 1893 nucleotides. It is a transcript of the gene Bend5, whose product is annotated as BEN domain containing 5. Gene Ontology annotation, biological process: negative regulation of DNA-templated transcription. The transcript is spliced from 6 exons. NCBI's taxonomy places the organism in Eukaryota, Metazoa, Chordata, Mammalia, Rodentia, Spalacidae. Bases 764 to 1522 code for a protein of 252 amino acids. The record is from RefSeq and is a predicted model, not a curated record. Gene Ontology annotation, molecular function: DNA binding.
AGCCGAUUGGCAGAACGGUGCUUUCAAGAACAAUAACAGUGGGGGGAGCCGGGGCCCCGGGGAGCCUCCCCGCCCCCCGGCCCGGUUGCGCGGCUCACGCCCCCCGCGGGGUCCCCACCUCCGCGCCCACCCCGCGGGGUGAGCGGCGCGCCCGGCCCGCCCCCGGCGCCCACCAUGUACGCCUUUGUGCGGUUCCUGGAGGACAACGUCUGCUACGCUCUGCCGGUGUCGUGCGUGCGCGACUUCAGCCCCCGCUCGCGACUGGAUUUUGACAACCAGAAGGUGUACGCCGUGUACCGGGGCCCGGAGGAGCUGGGCGCCGAGCCCGAGAGCCCCCCGCGCGCCCCCGGGGAUUGGGGCGCGCUGUUGCUCCACAAGGCCCAGAUCCUGGCGCUGGCAGAAGACAAAUCUGACCUUGAAAACAGUGUGAUGCAGAAGAAAAUUAAAAUCCCCAAACUUUCUCUCAGUCACAUAGAAGAUGAUGGGGAGGUUAAAGAUUAUGGGGAAGAAGAUUUACAGCUUAGACACAUCAAGGAUUGUCUGGGGAAAUAUUGAGCCGCAGUCCAAGAAAGUCCCAGCUGCUCUUGCCUGAACUGAUUCUCGUUGUCCUACACAGAGACCUGAGGGGCGGAAGCCGAGUGAAGCAGCGCACAAGAGUAUCGAGGCAGUGGUGGCCCGGCUAGAGAAACAGAACGGCCUGAGCCUGGGCCACAGCAAUUGUCCGGAAGAGGUCUUUGUGGAGGCCUCUCCAGGCACAGAGGACAUGGACAGUUUGGAGGAUGCAGUCGUGCCCCGGGCUCUGUACGAGGAGCUGCUGCGCAACUACCAGCAGCAGCAGGAGGAGAUGCGCCACCUCCAGCAGGAGCUGGAGCGGACUCGGAGGCAGCUCGUACAGCAGGCCAAAAAGCUCAAGGAGUAUGGGGCACUGGUGUCCGAAAUGAAGGAACUUCGUGACCUCAACCGGAGGCUCCAAGAUGUGCUGCUCCUGCGGCUUGGCAGUGGUCCCGCCAUUGACUUGGAAAAAGUAAAGUCAGAAUGUCUCGAGCCCGAGCCGGAGUUACGAAGCACUUUCAGUGAGGAAGCAAAUACGUCGUCCUAUUACCCCGCUCCUGCGCCUGCCAUGGACAAGUAUAUCCUAGACAAUGGCAAGGUCCAUCUGGGAAGCGGGAUUUGGGUUGAUGAGGAGAAAUGGCACCAGCUACAAGUGACCCAAGGAGAUUCCAAGUACACAAAGAACUUGGCAGUCAUGAUUUGGGGAACAGACGUUCUGAAAAACAGAAGCGUUACAGGAGUCGCCACAAAAAAAAAGAAGGAUGCAGUCCCGAAGCCACCCCUUUCUCCUCACAAACUUAGCAUCGUCAGAGAGUGUUUGUAUGACAGAAUAGCACAAGAAACUGUGGAUGAAACUGAAAUUGCACAGAGACUCUCCAAAGUCAACAAGUACAUCUGUGAGAAAAUCAUGGAUAUCAAUAAAUCUUGUAAAAAUGAAGAGCGAAGGGAAGCAAAAUACAAUUUGCAAUAAACUUUGAGUUUUUUCAUAAAGUCUUUGUAUCUUCCUUGCGAGCCGUGUGCACUGCAGGCGAUGGUGCCAUCUAAAGAGAGCAUACCAGGCGUGGCCAUGUCCAGGCAGGGAGCCUUAGGGUGUUGGGGUCAGCAGCUUAUUCUGAACUUGAACUUCUUACUUCAAAGAAGGCAGAUAGAUUUGCUGAGACUCAGGCAAAGCCUCUUGUCACUGCCACUGUUUUUAUGGAAUGGGGAAAUCUUUUUCACAGGACUGUAAAGCAUCUCUGAGUGGGCUGUCACUAACCACAAUAUGAACUGUUGUUUUUACCAUCCAAGGACUUCUAUCUCUGUUCCUCUAUUUUGUUCUAUAAUGGAACUCCAUUAAUUCUU